This is a messenger RNA of Frieseomelitta varia, 3409 nucleotides long. RefSeq names its product protein lin-54 homolog. Gene Ontology annotation, biological process: regulation of DNA-templated transcription. The record is from RefSeq and is a predicted model, not a curated record. Lineage: Eukaryota; Metazoa; Arthropoda; Insecta; Hymenoptera; Apidae. The coding region runs from base 323 to 2824 and encodes 833 amino acids. The transcript is spliced from 13 exons. Gene Ontology annotation, cellular component: nucleus.
AGGGCUGACGUGUUUUUAGCCGCGGAAGGGUGAAAAUGGCGAAAUCGAAAUUUUGCAAAGUGCGCGAAAAUAUCGGUCGGUUUUGAUGUAAUAUCCAAUUGAUUAAGUAAAACGUCCGGUUUCGAUGAAUUACACACAGGAAAAUAUUUAACUGUAUAGUAACAACGAGCUUGUCAUUCUCAUUUCACUUUGAAAUUUUAAUACUAAACGACCUUUGGGUCUGUUUGUACACAGCGGUGCGUAGUGCACUGUGGGACAGCAAUGGUGGGCGCGUGAUUUUGAACAAAUUCGAGAUAUUGGAGGAAUACCCAGGAACGUAAUCAUGUCUGUAAAUAAAGGACAAAAUGCUAGAGCAUUGGUUGAACCAUUAGCUCUUGAUUCACGUACACUUGGUGAUGGAGACUUAAGUGCAUUGACUCUGUCACAUAAUAAUGAACAAUAUUCAUCCAAUGACUUUGAAGCAUUUGCAAAUAUUCAGGCUGAAUUAGAAUGCAUGAAUGCUGAAGAAGUUAUGACAACAGAUGAAGAACAUAUAAUAAUUGGACGUAAUAUUGAGACUGAAACGAUUGUACCUGAUGUGGAAAUGACUGAAGUUUCUGAACAAGCUCAAGAAGAACACAUUAUCUAUACGACAGCAAAUCAAAAUAAUCAAAAUAUUGUAUUUCAAACAAAGCCAACGUUACAAAGGCUUCCUGCAUCUACAGUACAGGUAAAGUCAAAUGUUGGUCAAGUAACACAAAGUCAGUCUAUUAUGAUAGUAUCUCCCGCUGGCGGUCAAGGUACUAGCCAAAUCUUAAAAAUUUCACAUCCAUCAACAGCAUCAGCUGGUCAGUUACAAUCGUUAGCUCAAACUCUCAUAACAGCAAAAUCUGCUGAUAAUAUAGUUCAGUUGAGAUCUGCACAACCUAACAAACCUGUAAUGGCAACUAGUCAUUCAGGUAAUAUCACAUUAGGAAGUGUUCAGAAUGCAAAAACAGUUCAGUCUGCAAUAAAACGUACUGCACAGAGUACUUCUCAACAUCGAAAUGUAUAUACAAAAAUGAUAUUAGCUGGAAAUCAAACACCAUCGGGACAAGUUCUUAUAACUAGUUCUCAAAAUGAAAAUCAACAAACACAAGCAAUAAAAUUUUUAAACAAUAGUACAUCAAGUCAAGAUGUUACAAGUCCAGCAAAAACUAUAACAUUAGCACAAGCACAGCAAAUGGGAUUACUUUCCACUAAUAAAGUCCAACAUAUUUUACCCUCGUCACCGCAGAAACAAGUGAGUAUAAAAAAAAAGGGAAUAAUUGUAAAUAAAUUAGUGCAAUCAUCGAGCUCUCAAACCUCUAAAAUGACCCUAGUUCCAAGUAAUACAAUUAAAUCACCGACAAAGAUAUUACCUGCUCCUACAAUGAAUGCACAGGUUAAAACUUCAACAAUUUCAAAUCAACAAUCAACAUUUUCCUCAUCUAAUAAAUCAACUGUUCAACAAAGUCCACAGAAAGUGAUUAUACGGCAGAGUUCUUUAAAACCUGGAACUGUUCUUGGAAGUGGACAAGUUAUUAGAAUACCAGCCAAUCAAAAUAUUGUUACUGGAUCUAAUCAAGUACAUCAAAUACAAAUGCCUAGCAGACAAGUGCAAUAUGUAAGAUUAGUUAGUACUCCAUCAUCAGGUACUACAAAUGUUGUUACUGUGGGUAAAACGAAAUCACAAACAACUUUACAAACUGUUGGAGUCGGCCAAAAAUUAGGAGGUCAACAACAGAUUGUUAAGGUAGUUCCAUUAAAUACAAACAAUCAGUCAUUAAGAACUGUUGCACCUAAGGCUACAUUAACAGGAAGUGGUCAAAGAUUAUUAAUUCCUGCAACUGCAACAGUAAGCAACCAAUCGAAAAAUGCAGUUGCUAUCCCAGCAUCUGCUUUAAGUCAAUUAGCAUCUGGACAGGCUGUUCUUUCAACUAAUUCAAAUGUAGGAAAUAUUGUAGUUUUACCAGCUCAAUAUAUUCAACAACAGUCAGCAGAUGAUACAAAAUUGAAAUCUCAACAAGCUACACCCGGUUUACUAAGUAAUUCACAAAAUUUACAGAGUUCAACAGGGACUAUAUCUGUGGGAUCUGUUUUAGAAAAUAAAACUUCUCAAAGAUCAUAUGCUAGUGUUGAGCCAAAUGGUAUUAGGCCAAGAAAACCAUGCAAUUGCACUAAAUCACAAUGUCUUAAGUUAUAUUGUGAUUGUUUUGCGAAUGGAGAAUUUUGUCACAUGUGUAACUGUAAUAAUUGCUCUAAUAAUCUUGGAAAUGAAGAAGAAAGACAACGUGCUAUUAAAUCAUGUUUGGAACGUAAUCCAAAUGCUUUUCGUCCAAAAAUUGGCAAAGGUCGUGAAACGGGUGACGAUAUACGUAGACAUAAUAAAGGCUGCAACUGUAAACGAAGUGGAUGUUUGAAGAAUUAUUGUGAAUGUUAUGAGGCUAAGAUUCCUUGCUCUGCUAACUGUAAAUGUAUAGGGUGUCGUAAUGUAGAAGAACCGAAUUUGGAGAAAAAAUCUUUAAAAGACUUAGCCGAAGCAGCCGAAGUAAGAACUGCACAACUUACAUUAAAUAAGACAAAAUUACAAUUAUCAGAAAUGGCUUUUAGGCCUCCUGCAACGUCAAAUACUGGUGCAAGACAACCGUUUAACUUUUUGACUGAUAAAGUAGUACAAAUAACGUGCGAGUGCUUAAUGGCACAAGCUGAUGAAGCAGAACGUAACAUGUUUGACGAUGAAACAUCACAAAGACUUAUAAUCGAAGAAUUCGGUCGCUGUCUCAAGGAAAUUAUAGAAUCAGCACACAAAGCUGAAGCUACCUAGCAGUGAAUAAAGAUAUCAAGAAUUCAAUUAUCUAAUAUAUAAAUUAAAAAUUUAAUAGAUACAGAUAAACAGAUAUUUCUCAUCAUGGAUUGACUUAAUCAUCACUGCAGUAGUAAUAUCUGUCUGCCAUUAGAGGUGAUAAAAGUAUAACUUUUAUGUAGCAGAUUAAUAUAAAAUAUAGAGAGUCUAUAUAUAGAACAGUAUAAGGACAAAUGUAAUAUAGAUACAGAUAUAAAUAUAUAUUAUAUAUAUUCAUAAAAUUCUUACUUCAAAUGAUAAUGUUUAUUUUAAGCAUACAAAUUGUACAGGCAUCGUAAUAUAAUGAGAUAAAAAUUGUGUGAAUUGAAAUUGCGACAUUUAUUUAGGUGUUAAAAAAUGAUAAUAAAAAAUUAAUUGUACCUUUCUACCUGUUACAUGGCAUUUGUAUAACAAAUCUAAUAUGAAAAUACAAAUUUAAAAUUAAUACUAUAAAUUUUGCAAACAAUAUUAAUGUAUGCGUAAGAAACUACUACUAUGUACAGAUAAUAUAUUGUAUAUCUAAAUAUACCUUUAUAAUUUGUCCUCUGUACAUUGAGAGAAAAAAAU